AUGAGAAAAUCAUGCCUGUUGCUCCUUAGGCCCUUAUUCUCGCUCACAUCUUUCCCUCACUGUGGUCUAAUUUGUAAGGCAAGCCAGCUAUACAUUUCUCAUCAAACCUCCCGUGCAUUGUCUCUUACUACAUCCAAAUCAAUGGGGCCAACCAUGGAAGCAACUCGUGUCUUGUACGAACCUAUUGAAGAUGUGGAAAGAAUGGAAUAUUACCAGGCUGGGGGCUAUCAUCCAGUAAUAAUUGGGGACCGUUUCCGCAAUCGCUAUCAGAUAGUCCAUAAACUCAGCCAUGGUACAUACUCGACGAUUUGGCUGGCCCGGGACGAGAUAUCCAACAAAUAUGUUGCAGUCAAAUUCUGUACAGCAGAUUCGAACCACUCCGAGAACAACGUGCUGCGCAAACUAUCGGAAUUAUCAGACAUAGACAAAACUAUGCUUCCUUCAAUCUGGGAUAGCAAGAAUGAGCCUCUCCGAUGCAAAGAGCGCAUCAUGGGUCAGCCUUUCCAGGUUGAGGUAGCCCGGGCAACAGCAGCGCAGCUUGUGAUGGCGGUCCAGCAUAUCCAUUCAGCGGGAUUUGUCCAUGGAGACCUUCAUCGUAGAAAUAUUCUGCUCCAGCUAUCCCGCCAAUUCGAUCAGCUAUCUGCUGAAAUGUUAUAUGAGCAGUAUGGAGAGCUGGUACUUGAGCCAGUCAAUCGAUUAGAUGGCCAAAAACUCCCACCGGGGGUCCCAGAUUAUGGUGUUUCACCUGUCUGGCUCGGGGAAGCGAGUGAAAAUGUAACACUCCCAGAAGCCAAGAUCUGUGUUUCAGACUUUGGUGAAGCAUUUCCUCCGGCGAAAGAAAAGAGAUUCAAGUCCCGUACACCUCUUCUGGUCCGCCCCCCAGAGGCCCGAUUUCGGCCAAAUGAGUCUCUUACCUUUCCAUCCGAUAUUUGGACACUUGCCUGUACCAUCUGGGAUAUUAUUGCCCAAAGGUCACCAUUCGAAGGCUUCCUAACAAACGAAGAUGAUAUGACUCGCCAACAGAUCGGGUUACUGGGCCCGUUGCCAGCUGAAUGGUGGAGAAAGUGGGAGGCAGGUCGAGUCGAGUUCACCAAGCGUGGAGAGCCAAUUGGCCGACCCAAAUCCGUAAAUCAAUCAUGGGAGGAUCACUUUGAAACUAGCGUACAGCGACCGCGGAUAGAGGAGGGGAUGCCUCCACUUGAAUCAAGAGAACGUGAUGCUCUGUUGUCAAUGUUGCGCUCCAUGCUUUCCUUCAGGACAGAGGAUCGUCCCUCUGCUCAGCAGGUUCUUGAGUCUGAAUGGAUGGUCAAAUGGGCUCUGCCUGAGUUUGAGAAGAUACACAUGGUUCCAUAAUGGCCAGGUGUGUAUGCUCUGGAUAUUUUGUUUGUGUUUAGUAAUUCCAGCAAUCCUUGCAUAAUGGAUAUACUUGUCCAUUCCGCAGUUGAACGGAAUUUUACCUGUAU
Molecule: messenger RNA, 1463 nt
Organism: Aspergillus pseudonomiae
Lineage: Eukaryota; Fungi; Ascomycota; Eurotiomycetes; Eurotiales; Aspergillaceae
Product: kinase-like domain-containing protein
Exons: 2
Coding region: 1-1353 (450 amino acids)
Biological process (GO): protein phosphorylation
Molecular function (GO): protein kinase activity; ATP binding
Source: RefSeq, a predicted model, not a curated record